Messenger RNA from Oreochromis niloticus (Nile tilapia), 1565 nucleotides. RefSeq lists its product as uncharacterized. The coding region runs from base 252 to 1565 and encodes 437 amino acids. Gene Ontology annotation, molecular function: nucleic acid binding; zinc ion binding. The record is from RefSeq and is a predicted model, not a curated record. Lineage: Eukaryota; Metazoa; Chordata; Actinopteri; Cichliformes; Cichlidae. Gene Ontology annotation, cellular component: nucleus. The transcript is spliced from 14 exons.
UCAACAAGGUGUUUAUCGAAUUUCAGUCUCUUCGUGAUGCUGAUCGCCUUGGCGUUUGGUACAGCCUUCUAAAACGGGCCACCGGCCACAAAUUGUCAAGGCUGAAAAUACCACACGGUGGAUGUACCUCACUGCCACCAAGAUUGCCAGACAAAGCUUUGCCAGACAGCGAGGUUGCUGUUGAUGGUGCAACUGUCCCAACAGAAGAUAUUACCGUCCCACAACGCAGCACUUCACCAUAUUGGAUCACAAUGACAACUAGUCCCUUUGUGUUCCCCACUGUCUCUCCUUGGUUCACAAUCCCAGAGUAUUUAACUGUCAGUGAACCUGAUGACAUUGAGAAAGCCCAAUCUCAAGGUUCUACGUUCUCCACGAUCAUGUUGACCGGUUUGCCAGAAGGAAACUACAGACAGGAGGAUGUCACCAAGCUGGUGUGGCGUUACUUCCCUGAUCAGACGGUUCAGACUCUGUACUACAACAUAAUCGUUUUAUCACUGCAGAGGAGGGCCUUUGUGUUUUUUAACAGCUGGGAUACGUGCUGCGAUUUCGCCAGAGAUUACCUCAAAAAUCCAGUUACUGUUGGAGAGUGGACGCUCAGAAUCCACAUUGUUUUACAAGACAUGCUUCCUGGUUCAAGUGAGGAGAGCAUGUAUAGAAGCAUGAUGAAAUGGAGCAACACUCAUGUUCCAGAGUCUGAGGCUCUGGAGGACCGGCUGCUGAGUGUGGAGGUCUCCGAGGUGAAUGUGGACCUUCUCAUGAUGAUCAUGGACGCGGUGGCGUCCAUUGCUGCUUUUGUCAGAUUCUUGCCGCUUGCCAACAGGAUAUGCAUUGAGAUGGCCGAACCUGGUGGAUUAACACAGGUGAUGGAGAGCAAUGUCACCAAGGACUAUUUAUCUUCUUGGAGUAAAGCUGGACGUAUUGAGUCUUUGAAGAGCCUGAAACAGCGUCUGCAAGACUCUGGUGAGAACAAAGUUCACCUCAAAAUGAAAACCAAGAAGACCGCAGAAUCGACAGAUGCAGUGACCAAAGGUGACUGCCAGGCGGAGAGCCAGAGGACCGAGGAGGAAGCAGUGACCCAGCCCGAUGCUGCAGCCGCCCCUGCUGGACGGCAGCCAGAGCCCAAGUGUCCUGAUGACGAGACACAGGAGGGAGAGGAGAAGGAUGGAUGGAGCAUGGCCGACAUUAAAGUUGUGGGAAAACGCAGGAGGGAGCUUGUCGGACCUGAGGCAAAGCGAUCUCGCGCUCAGUCUCCGUGUGUUGUAGCAGAUUUCAGACUGCCUCAGUUCAACCCUAACAGCCCCAUCGGUCAGGAGUUUGUGGUCCCUAAAUCAGGAUUUUUCUGUAACAUCUGCUCUGUUUUCUGCCUGAAUGAGAAGACCGCCAAGGAACUCCACUGCUGCAGCCAGAAACACUACGACAACCUGCAGAAGUAUUAUGAGGAACGUCGACAAAGAGCUACAAAACUUUGUCUCACACGUCUCCAGGCUCCGUUUCUGACUGAUGGACCUGAUCUACUGGAGAACAAGCCAUUGUUAUUGAUCCUACUAGUUCAGAAACUAAACUAA